GACCAGCAUACAAUGCUCCUUUUCCGGGAUUCCGUUGUCGGCCUAGGCGAGCUAAGCGAUAUGCUAUCGGCUAACUGAGGUUGGACCGAAACUACUCUCAUCCGUGAGCAAGACCACUCACCAUUUUUGUUGUUUAGCGACUUCCUUCAAUCUGCCAUCACAAGGCGUGGAGGAAUAACAUCACGAGGACAAUCUAUAAGGACAAACAUGCAUUAGACUAUGUAGCUGCCAUGUUGCAGAUGGCCGUGUUUCAAAGCUGCACAAUGGGAGAGAAGGUCAACGUGCAGAGAACGUGGAGGUGGGAGAGGUUUCUACAUCCACGCCUGGUUUCUACAUCCAGUAACACUCCAGUGACGUGCUCAGGGGUUCUUUUUGGAAAGAGUUGAUUUCUUUGUGGUUUUUUUUUUUUUUUUGGGGGGUGUGUUUCCUCUUCUUUUGCCACAUUGACACACAAACCGACGGCAGUGCUCUCAAAGAAUCCGGAAUGGACUUGGCUGGAACUUAGACUACAAUAGCAUUUUAGCAACUUGCCAAAGUCACCUUUGGACUUGGGUUUUGACUUUUCUCCAGUUGUAUAUCGCUGCUGACAGUUCGACAGUGUGGAACUGUCCCGCCUGCAGCCCUCAGCCAUCCUCAGCUUCCCCCUCCCAACCAGUGCCUAAAUAAGCUCCCUCGGGACAAUCACACAAGUCAUCAGCCGCUACCGUGCUCAAUACUUUGCCUGUUUUCCUCCAUGUGCAUCUGCUCUCCGCAUGCUGGCCCUUCAUCCGCUAAAUCUUUCAUUUUCUGCUCUCUUACUUUGAGAUUUUCUUUUUCAUAUUUUUCCCCCCAAGCCAGAUAAUCGGAGUUUGAGCACAACGAUUGCAAUUUAUUUGAAAACGUCUAAGUCUGCGCUUUUCUACGCACAAGCAGGGGUGUUACAGCUAAGACUUAAUUACCUUCUUGCACCCAGCGCAGUACCAUUAAAGCCAUACAAAAAUAUUUAUGAAUUUCCUAUACAUAUUUUUGUAUCACAUUGCUCCUGCUUUUUUAUGCCUAAAUUAUAGUCCUGCAUAGAAACAUUUAUAUUUACAUACUAUCUACAUGCAAGUGGAACUGUAUAUUGCUGUAUGAUUGAAAAGCAUAUAUAUUUGAGGGAGUGUUAUAGUGCUGUGAAGUGUUGCUGACUGUUUUCCGUUCAUAUAUGCUGCUUUGCUUCGGGUCAACCCAUGGCCUCUCCCAAACAAACACCAUAUUUGUCAUAUUAACUAGUAGAGCAGCCUUUCAAAUAGGUAGACUGUAGAAAUCUACCUCUCACCUGGUCUUCCUCCCACUGCUCCAUCUCUGAUGCCGGGCUUCAGCAGUGGAGGUGUCGGGGGAGGAGUGGCUGGCCAGGUUUCCGCUCCUCCCCGCCCCUUUAGACCCAGCCGAUAUGUUCCGGUGUCUGCAGCCACCACCUUCCUGGUCGGAUCCACCACGCUCUUCUUCUGCUUCACCUGUCCGUGGUUGUACGACUAUUUCUCCGCCGUCAUUCCUGUUUAUAUUGCCGUGAUCUUCCUCUUCACGCUGGCCAACUUCUGCAUGGCUACGUUCAUGGAUCCGGGAGUCUUCCCUCGAGCGGAGGAAGAUGAGGACAAAGAGGAUGAUUUCCGCGCUCCGCUCUACAAGACAGUGGAAAUCAAAGGCAUCCAAGUGCGCAUGAAGUGGUGCUCCACCUGUCGCUUCUACCGACCCCCGCGAUGCUCCCAUUGUUCGGUCUGCGACAACUGUGUAGAGGACUUUGACCACCACUGUCCAUGGGUGAACAACUGUAUUGGUCGGCGCAACUAUCGCUACUUCUUCCUCUUCCUGCUGUCACUCACCGCCCACAUUGUGGAUGUUUUUGGCUUUGGCCUCGUUUAUGUGCUGCACCACCGCCAGCAACUCGACACACCACAUGCUGCAGUCACUAUGGCUGUGAUGUGUGUUGCUGGUCUGUUUUUUGUCCCAGUUGCUGGCCUGACUGGGUUCCAUAUUGUGCUCGUGGCUAGAGGUCGGACCACAAAUGAGCAGGUGACAGGAAAGUUUCGUGGAGGUGUUAACCCCUUCACCAACGGCUGCGUUAGGAAUAUUUCACAUGUACUUUGCAGCUCACUGGCACCCAGAUAUACGGGUCGUUCCCGCAAGCCUCAGACAGUCGAACUACAGCCCCCUUUCCUCAGGCCGCCUCUCACGGAAGCACAGCUCGAAGCCAAGGUCCUGGAUAAUGGUAUCCAGAAUGAUCGACACAGCACAAGAUCAAAGAGCAGUUUGGAUCAAAUGGAGAGCCAGUCGGCAGACACGGAGCCUCCACCUCCCCCGAAGCCAGAGCUUCGUUACCCUGGGCUGCCUCGUGGUGAAGCUGAGGAAAGCAGCUUGUUGACAGAAGGUGUGCCCACACAGCCCAUGUACAAGUAUCGACCUGCGUACAACAGCCCAGGAAGGAACCACAGUGCCCACACACAUACCGGCAAGGUGAUCCGCGGGGAGAGUCUCGACUCUCCGUCUCCCUCUAUCCUUCACUCCAGCCGCCACCCCAGUUAUCGUUCGGAACCGAGCAGCCUGGACGGGACCACAGUGGUGGUGGGCGGUGCGGGAGCAUUCAGAGGGGGAGGGGAGAGGGGUGAGGGCCCCGGAGGAUUAGGCAGGACUGUCGUGUCGGGGGGUAUGUCAGGUUAUUCCCUGACCGGGCGCUCUCACACGUCAUACCCAUCCUCUCUGGUUCUGUCCACUGGGGGCUCCCACUCCUCCAGCCUGCGCUCAGCGCACAUGGCACACAAUCCUCUGGCCACCCUCCAGUCAGAAGGCACUACAGACACCAGCUACAAAAGUCUGGCUAACCAGACCCCUCGGAACGGCAGUCUGUCCUAUGACAGCCUGCUCACACCCUCCGAUAGCCCUGAGUUUGAGUCUGCCGCCCAUGAGUUGUCGCUGCAGAAGCCUCGUGCUCCGUUCCCUUCCUCGACGGGGGCUGCGGUCAGAGGCCAGCCGGAAGCGCUGUCCCCAAGUUCUCAGCUGCAGGGCUAUACGUCACCUUUCCUCUCAGCUCAGCUCAGCCAGCAGAGGGAGGGCCAUCUGCUGCAGGGCUCCGCCACUUUCUCCUCCCCUCACAGAGCCUACCUGCGUGCCGUCAGCCCGCCCCCUCUCUCCGGGCCUCCCGAGACGCUGCAACUGCUACAGCAUAACCACGACUCCUCUUCCAGAGUUCCCCGUAACAGUGUGUCCUCCUCGUCCUCCCCGGGGGCUCGCUCGCCAGAGCCUCCUGUCUCCCCGCCGCCUCGCGGCCUCUCCCUGGGCAAGUCCCAGUCUUACACUGGAGAGGCAGGGCCUCAGCACAAGCUUCGGGCCACCGUGGCGCUGGGAGGGGGAGGAGUCGGAGGAGGGCAUCAGCCUCCACAAUCGUCCUCUCGCACAAUCUUGGCCAAUCACACCACAUCUAAACCAGGGGGCGGAGUGAAGAAGGUGACCGGUGUCGGAGGGACCACUUACGAGAUUUCGGUUUGAGUGACAUGCACUCUUAUUCCACUGAGGAGGAGAAAAAGAUAAGUCACUGGACAACUUCCACUUGUCUCUUUUCUGAGCUGGAUGUUAUUCAUGACUGCGGAGCCAAAAGCACCGUUGCGUGCGCAGCCGUCUGCCCGGUAUCGACCGGCCUUUCCUUUUCAAUCUGAACAAAGACUGCACGUGGCUCUUGCUUCACAGGCACAGAGCGUUUGGAGGCCGUUUCCUCAAGGACAGAAGUCGCACAGAUACGGUUUGACGUGGUAACAUUAGGACACAGUAUUUUUGACCCCCGAGAGUGUCCUACUGAAUUCUAAGAUGGAUUUAUGAGUGUUGACCAAUGAGGACUGUCUUGCUUAUGGACCACACAUCCUGUCGAGUAAAAAGCGUUGAGAGCAUCCAACCUAUAAAACACACAGUAUCAUUUUAGUUUUAUAAGUCUUUGUUUUUAAAUAUGCUUUUAUAUAAACAUGUAAGAUCUUACAGAUUAUUAAUGGGUCCCGUCAUCAGGUGGUGAAGAUGACUUAUCGAUAAGGGUGGCAAAUGUAUGUGUCUCAUUGUUUAUUUUUAAUUACAAAUGUGUUGCCUGUUUAUAAUUGACGGCUGCAUCAGCCACUCGUGAGCUCUUGCCGGAAUUGUCGUGAUCCAAAGAGUCGACUUGGGGACGUGGCAAACAAUUGAGCUUUAUUUUCAAAAGCCACAGAAAAAUGUGGAGUGCAACGCAUCUUCGUUGAAUGUACCUGUGUAAUGGUUUUGUGCUUGAGGCGUUAUGCAAAAUCAGUUUUGUAGUUUUAAGAUCCUCGUCUGUCUUGUUUCCGAUGCUAGCCAAACUGUUUUAGUCUUAUCCAUGGAUGACCAGCCAGUUAGGGGCAGUGAGGGGUGGGCUUAUUUAUUUCACCAAACAGGAAAAACAAAACUUGUAGUUGCAAGCAAAACAUGUCAAACCAGUCGCUUUGAGUUGUUUUCAAGGCUUGGAUACGUUUUAAAGAACGAAAUGUACUAGGGAUGCACCGAAAAUGUGUUGAAAAGGGCCCAAAAAUAUACACUAUUUUAGAUUUUGGUCCCAAAAAAAACAUUGCAGACAUGGUAUUGCUCCUAGUGUUCGUACAAGAUUUGCUUUUGCGCUUACAUUCUCUUGUUGCGUCUGAAUGGUAUUUUCUCUCAGUCCAUUUUGGUUCAGCGUAAUAAGUUGCCUGAGUUAAUUUGACUUAGGAACAAGGUGAUGUGGGGGUGGACAGACAAAGUUAGCAGUGCGACACAUCGCCUUGGUCUGCCACCAAGGACUGCCCCUGGUGGCCACGUGUGCUUGGCUCGGAAUUUCUGAAUUCAGUUUUCAGUCGUGGGUUUCCUCAUAUUUAGUUUCGGCCACAAAUUUACAUUUCGGUGCAUCACUAGAAUAUACAGUACAGGACUGGUUUGCAAUAUUUUUUUUUCUUCCUUUAGAACAAUUAUAGGGAAGCAAAGCACAUUUUUAUUUCCUUUUUUUUUUUUUUUUUUAAACCUUUUCCUGACAUUGUGUAUCGCCGGUCUGAUUAUUAUUAUUUUUUUAAAUAUAUAUAUAAUAAUUCACACUCAGGCGUUGUCUACUAGGUACAAGUGACUUGAAAACCCACAGCUAGAGGUGUUGUAUAAUUUCAAAUUGACCAAUUCCUACUAUUUAAGCCUCUGAACAGUCGCUAUUCUGAUUUCUGCAGUCUUUCACGAGAGCAGAGUGGUUAUUCAUUCAUUCAUUCAUCCUCACAGGGUUUUGGUUAAUCAAAAUAUGACAUUAAUUUUUAAUUUGGAAAACACUGAUCGAACCAGGAACUGAAUCGGUUUUAAAAAAAAAAAAAUCUGGUCAAUACUUCAAUCCCACUCGUUUGAUAUUGCUUAAUUGUUUAGUUUUUACCAAACAAUUCAAAAUAAACAAAUGGUAGGAAACCGGGGGGAAAAAAACAUAAAAAAAUUAAAUUGUAUCCAGUUAAAUGAUGGAAUAAUUGAUUGAACAAUUGAUU
Molecule: messenger RNA, 5492 nt
Organism: Syngnathus acus (greater pipefish)
Lineage: Eukaryota; Metazoa; Chordata; Actinopteri; Syngnathiformes; Syngnathidae
Gene: zdhhc5b
Product: zinc finger DHHC-type palmitoyltransferase 5b
Exons: 12
Coding region: 1327-3501 (724 amino acids)
Biological process (GO): protein palmitoylation
Molecular function (GO): palmitoyltransferase activity
Source: RefSeq, a predicted model, not a curated record